UUGGUGUGCGUGCGCGUGCUUCAACGCUAUUCACUGACUGCGCCGUAUACAAAUCUUCUGCUGGAGCACGGGUUUGUUCUGUGCCCCUUACUUUCUCACCCCGCAAAACAUAGCGACAACAUAAUAGUGUAUUCGUUUUGCUAGCAUAAAUGCGUAUGCUGCCGUGCUUGUGCUGAUUCCAUCGCUUGGUUGUGUUUAUCCAUCCGGUCCGGUGCAGUUGGCGGGGGCCCGUAAACAAGACGCAGGUUUGUUUUGUUUCUUCUUCGGUACUUCUUGCCCCCGACCAAGGCCUCCGAUUGCUGAGACAGAUCGGACCGCUUAUCUCCAACCCCGAAUUGAAUUGCAAUGAGUCGCCGGAUUUAAGAUAAGACCGACGACACACACACACACACACACACACACACACACGCCUGUUCGAGUUCGUUCGUUUCGUUCUGCUCAUCAAACCCACCCCCACACGGCCACAGUAUGUCGCAGGGGGACGGCCCCGCACCAUCCAAUCUGCCGGCCGGUGUGUCGCUGCUGGAGAAUCAGGUCGCCGGCCACACCGCCGCCCAGGGCUGUCUGGGGCUGCUAAAACCCACCGGCGACGACGCUGGCACGGUCCUGAAGCCAACCGGCAAGGUACAGUGCGGUAUACGCGAGAUCGCUUUCUACGAGCGACUAGAGGAAGUGCGACGUCGCCACCGAGAAGCCGGCGAAGACACCGAGGAGGAAGCCCUCUGGACGGCACUGUUCCGAGUAGUGCCACAGUAUUACGGCCACCCGAAGCUGACCGUGGACGGGCGGGAGGUUGAGUUCAUUCAGCUGGAAGAUUUGACCGCCGGGCUGGAGUGGCCAUGCAUCAUGGAUGUGAAGAUUGGGCGCCGCACGUGGGACCCGCUGGCGACGCCCGAGAAGCGCCGGGCGGAGGAAGGCAAGUACAAAGCCUGCCGGCAGCGGUACGGGCUGUGCAUUCCCGGCUUUCAGUUUUACGCCGUGCGCAAGGGAGGCGCGCUGGUGCGGCACGGGAAGGAUUACGGCAAGCGGCUCACCGAGGACAACAUCCGCGACGCAUUUCUGCUGUAUUUAAACGCAACGGAAGAUGGACGACUGUCGCGCACGCUGCUGGAACGAUUUCUGGCCGAUUUGCGCAUCAUACGGGAUUGGGCGCGCAAGCAAACCACGUUCCGGCUGUACUCCAGCUCCGUGCUGCUCGUGUACGAUGCGGCCCAGCUCGGGCAGUGUGGCGACAGUGCACUGCAGAGAAACACAAGUCUGAACGCUUCGAACGGCCAAACGGCGGCGGCGGCGCCACUGGCCGUUAAGGCACGCAUGAUAGACUUUGCGCACGCCUUUCCAGCGGACGCUUCGGAGGCCGGCACCGUCGACGACAAUUACUUACAGGGAGUGGAGAGUUUGGUGGGCCUGUUCGAACAGUUUCUUGCCGCCGAGGGAAACGUUGACUAAAAA
Anopheles arabiensis is the source of this 1452-nucleotide messenger RNA. Its product is annotated as inositol polyphosphate multikinase IPK2-like. Bases 469 to 1449 code for a protein of 326 amino acids. Gene Ontology annotation, cellular component: nucleus; cytoplasm. Gene Ontology annotation, molecular function: inositol tetrakisphosphate kinase activity; inositol-1,4,5-trisphosphate 3-kinase activity. The record is from RefSeq and is a predicted model, not a curated record. NCBI's taxonomy places the organism in Eukaryota, Metazoa, Arthropoda, Insecta, Diptera, Culicidae. The transcript is spliced from 3 exons. Gene Ontology annotation, biological process: inositol phosphate biosynthetic process.